Anoplophora glabripennis (Asian longhorned beetle) is the source of this 1334-nucleotide messenger RNA. RefSeq names its product protein apterous-like. Gene Ontology annotation, cellular component: nucleus. NCBI's taxonomy places the organism in Eukaryota, Metazoa, Arthropoda, Insecta, Coleoptera, Cerambycidae. The transcript is spliced from 3 exons. The record is from RefSeq and is a predicted model, not a curated record. Gene Ontology annotation, biological process: regulation of transcription by RNA polymerase II; neuron differentiation. The coding region runs from base 13 to 852 and encodes 279 amino acids. Gene Ontology annotation, molecular function: DNA-binding transcription factor activity, RNA polymerase II-specific; RNA polymerase II transcription regulatory region sequence-specific DNA binding.
AGUUUAUUCGGAAUGAAGAGGUGCGCUCGAUGUCAGGCCACCAUCCUCUCCUCGGAGCUGGUGAUGCGAGCGAAGGAGCUGGUCUUCCACGUUCACUGUUUCUCCUGCGAGGUGUGCAGCGCCAUCCUCACGAAGGGCGACCAAUUCGGCAUGAGAAACGGCUCCGUGCUCUGCAGACUCCACUUCGAAAUGCCGAUACCCGAAUCCAUGCCCCCGGGGAUGUUCCCCCCGGGAAUGCACCCCUACCCGCCCCCAUUCCCUAGUCCCGAGUUCCAUCACCACCCCUCCCUGCCGCCCCAAACGCCGGUGGAUCCUGUCGGUAAAGUUCCUCCCUUCUUUAACGGGGCGCCGACGACGCCGCGGCAGAAAGGCCGACCUCGGAAACGGAAACCCAAGGACCUCGAAGGCAUGACCGCAAAUCUAGAUUUAAAUUCCGACUAUCUGGACAUGUCGUUCGGUCGAUCGCCGGGCGGUCCUGGCCUCCACGGUGCCAGUCAAAGGACGAAAAGGAUGCGGACGUCCUUCAAACACCACCAGCUGAGGACCAUGAAAUCCUACUUCGCAAUUAACCAUAACCCCGACGCGAAGGACCUGAAGCAACUAUCUCAAAAGACUGGCCUCCCCAAGAGGGUGCUACAGGUUUGGUUCCAAAACGCCAGGGCCAAGUGGCGGCGGAUGAUGCUGAAGCAGGAGGGCAAGUCGGGAGAUAAAUGCUCCGUAUCUGAGAGUAUGAGCGAUAUGGAUCUGUACCCUCAUGGUCCAGCCUCGAUGGGCAGUAGUAUAUCAAUGAAUCCGCACAGUCCUCCAUUUAUCAUGCCUUCAGGUAGCCCAUCCUCGUUAGAUUGUUCAUGAAAAUAAGCCCUAGGCGAUUGUGGAAUAAAAAAAAUGUUAAAGCGAAGUAUUUAUUUAUGGUGACUACGAUUGUGAUGAACUAUUUUGAUACAAAUCGUGCGUCUUUUUAGUUGACAACGCUGAUUGACAGGGUGAGAUAAACACUCAUUAAAAUUCAUUCGGGAUUCGGAUACAGGGUGGCCCAUGAAAUUAAUGUGACUGUCUGUGUUAAAAAAAAUCAGAACCGUUGCAAUGGCGCACCUAUAUUGAAAUCUUUGAAAACAUUUAGCACCAAUUACUAACCACCCAGCGGUCUCAAUUUUUAUAGCUAACACCCCACAUGAUCGGAGUGUGGGUGAGGUAUAGCCUAUAAGGUAUGUCGUUGUUACACAAUGCCUAUUGACGUAAUAUUGCUUGUUGGCAGAAAGCGACCUUCUAAUCUCUAGGUACUGUGAAAGCCUGACCUGUUUCGCAAUAUCUAGCAAACAUUCAUCAGCAGAACC